GCCUCAUGAAAGGGAGAAAUAUUCACUGUCAAGCAACACCUGAGCAACUCACCGGGCAGAAAUGGCUCCAGGGUCCUGGUUCUCUCCUCUGGCCAUCGCUGUGAUCACGGUGGGGCUGCAGUGGGCACAGCCAGCUGCCACCUUCCCAGCCAUGCCCCUGGCCAGCCUGUUUGCCAACGCUGUGCUGAGGGCUCAACACCUUCACCUCCUGGCUGCCGAGACCUACAAGGAGUUCGAACGCACCUACAUUCCAGAGGACCAAAGGCACACAACCAAGAAUUCCCAGGUGGCGUUCUGUUACUCGGAAAUGAUCCCUGCUCCCAUGAAAAAGGAUGAUGCCCAGCAGAAAUCCGACAUGGAGCUUCUCCGUUUCUCCCUGGCUCUCAUCCAGUCCUGGCUGACCCCGGUGCAGUACCUGAGCAAGGUGUUCACAAACAACCUGGUUUUUGGCACCUCAGACAGAGUGUAUGAAAAGCUAAAGGACCUGGAGGAAGGGAUCCAAGCCCUGAUGAGGAAGCUGGAUGAUAAAGGUUGUCGUGGUCAGAGAUGCAGCCAGGGCAAGCUCAGUUGUGGAAAUAGGUCCUGUGAGUGGUCCUGUCUCUGUCACAGUAGUUCAGCCUCUUCCUGGUGUAUCAAACCUUUUUUCCCCUCUGUUUUCCCUCAGCACUCCCUGUUCUCCGCGUUCUCCAGGUUCGGGCCGCUGUACUCGGUGCGGGCGCGCGGCAACGCCGCCGUGGCAGGGCCGGGAUGCUGCGGGGUCAUCAAGUUCUACUCAGCUGGGGAUGCCAGCAGGGCCCAGCGCGCCUGCAACGGGCAAAGGCUGUUUCAGAAACGCCCCUUGAAGGUUUGUGUUUGCCCCAAGCAGAGGGGGAUUCAGCAACAAGCCCCUGCCCUCAGCAGCAACAAGUGCCAGGAGUUGGCCAACCACUACCUGGGCUUUAACGGCUGGUCCAGUCGCAUCAUCACGCUGCAGAAGGUGUCUGCCCUUGAUGGUGAGAAUGAGGAGCUGGGACAGAGCUCCCAGCAGGGACCUGUGAAGUUCCUGUGUGCUCUGGAGCUGACGCUGCCCCAGCACGGGGUGUGCAGCCGGGGAGUUGCCCUGGGCCAGGCAGCCGUAGGAGAUGGGCAAGAUCCCCUGGAGCUCAUCACAGCCACGAGAAGAGCUCAGAAGCUCGCGGUGGGGAAAGCUCUGUCUGGGGCCUUCCAGAAGAUCCUCCUCGUAGUCUUGGAAAAUGGGAAAGUGGCUGUGGAGUACAAUUCCUGCCAGGAGGAGCCCACAGACUCCUUAACAGAAGAGGAACUGAAGGGGCUUGUUCAGGUCAAUGAAUUGUCCUUGGAACAGUUUGACCUCGAAGAAGAAGAAGUUUUGUCUGAUCUCAGUUUGGAUGACGAGCCAUGAAACACCCUGUUUGCUUUUCCUCCAGAUGCCCAACAGGGAAAGAAAUGGGCAAUAAACCCUGUGUUACUAAAAGUAAGCCCCCAGAUACAUGCUGGUUUUGGAGAAGAGGUGUUUUGCUGUCAGCCUGCUCAGGUCAGCUCUCUCUGGAAGCCAGCUUAGCUGCAUGAUUGGUGUUUAGACAGGACAGCAGGUGUGAGCAGCACUCCCAGGACAGCCAAAGGAACAAGCUCUCCCUGCAAGAGCCCUGUACAGCUCCAGGUCACUCUGAUCCAUGGGAGAAAGUCUGGGAUGGAAGAUGUCUUAGCAGCAGGAGGAGCUGUGGGGCUGACCCAGCUCUGCACAGGCUCAGGAAAAAGCAUUUCUCUAAGUGCAAAUUGUUUUAAAUAAAGUUA
Messenger RNA from Manacus vitellinus (golden-collared manakin), 1791 nucleotides. It is a transcript of the gene RDM1, whose product is annotated as RAD52 motif containing 1. The transcript has 11 exons. NCBI's taxonomy places the organism in Eukaryota, Metazoa, Chordata, Aves, Passeriformes, Pipridae. Bases 62 to 1399 code for a protein of 445 amino acids. Gene Ontology annotation, cellular component: nucleolus; extracellular region. The record is from RefSeq and is a predicted model, not a curated record. Gene Ontology annotation, molecular function: hormone activity; growth hormone receptor binding.